Messenger RNA from Saimiri boliviensis boliviensis (Bolivian squirrel monkey), 2955 nucleotides. Lineage: Eukaryota; Metazoa; Chordata; Mammalia; Primates; Cebidae. The record is from RefSeq and is a predicted model, not a curated record.
CUCCGGAAGGACUCGCCCCGUCCACGAUCCACGCUUCAGUGAGGAUCGCUCUGGGAACGCCGCGAGGCUUCACGCCUUAUACCCUUGCAGCGCAGCCGGGCGGCGUGGGUUAUAAGAAGCCACUGAGGCGCUCUAAAACAGACACCCACACACUUCCUCUCUCGGCUGCCAGACGGCCCGCCGCAGCCAAUCAAAACUACAGUUUCUGAGCCGCCUCGCAUGCCUGUGACGUCAACGAGAAUGAGCCGCCGCUCCUUUCCGCGCUGUGGCGCCUCUAUCCUGCCAGAGGGCGACUCCUCUCGGUGGUCUUAACCCAUCAAUUCUGAGCGGGCCGCGCUGCGUUUCCAAGGCCAAGGAAAGGAGGCGCCGCGCUGGUGCCUGGACGGCGGGAACCGGCUCCGGAGCGAGAACGCGCGUGAGAGAGCCCGAGAGAGACAGAGCGAGCGAGCGCGCGGGAGAAAUUGAGAGCGAGUGGGGGGGGCGGGUGGGAGAGAGACAUCCAUAGAGACAGAGCGAAAGGCCGAGAUCUAGGCUGCCCCUAGCACAGGCCGGCGUGUCUUGGGACUCGAAUCCCUGGGUUGGGCCGACCGAGGAGCGGGGCUUUCGGAGGAAGCGGGUGGUUUUCGCCGCCGCCCUUAGCUCCUCACUGUAGGAAUGCAGUCUAGGGGUGGCGUUGUUCUCUUUCCCUGCUUGGGGGGUGGCCUUUUUCAGCGGAGAAAGAGGAUGCCGAGACUUCCCGCGGGCGUUUGUAGCCGGCGGGACUACACUUGGGCUGUAAUCAUUGUUCAACAGGUUUAGAAAUCACCGUGUUCUUGGCAUCAUCUCCUUCCCCACCUCCUCUCCCGCCGCACAGCAGGAAACACCGCGACUGGAGGGUUUUCAAGGAAGACUGCGUUGCCCCUUUUGAAGCAAACCGUCCUGCAAACCCUUUCUAGGACGUGCGACAGAGGGAGGGUCGUGAUGUGACAUAUGAGAUGUGCGUUUGAUGGGCACUGUGAUUCCUGCAUUCCCGCGCAGUGAAUGGCCCAGGCCAUUUGUGUCCAGUAGCCGCACAAGCGGUAGGGUGUUAGGUUUAGAGAAGGAGGGCCUCUCCGCCCUCCACCUUGCUGGAGUACAGGCCACCAUGGGCGGUAGCCCUCUGUGCCAUCAGAAAUGUGGUGCUCUGAGUAGUCAUGGAUUUCCAGCUGCAUCUCCAAUGCCAUUUCCCUCUACUGACAUAUCCCCGUUGGGUGAAGGUGUAGCAGUCACUCGACCUGCACCCACAGCAUCGACCCUGUGAACCCAGCGACCUGACUGCCUUGGUCGAGUCUAGUCUGGGUUCUGCCUGCACACAUUCCUCGCUACCUUCUUGGUGUCUGAGAACCUCCAGCUUCACCACCCUUUCUAGACCCAGGGGCCUGGUGGAGCUUCCAGCUGGGACCAGACCUCCAUGGAUCCACUCCAGAAACAGAAUCCAGCAUCGCCUUCUAAAUCUUUCCCGAUGACAGCUGCAGAGACUUCCCGGGAAGGCCCAGCGCCCUCGCAGCCUUCGUACUCGGAGCAGCUGAUGAUGGGCCUCAGUAACCUGAGCCGCGGUCCUGGCCUCAUUAACCUGAGCCCCGGUCCUGGCCUCAGUAACCUGAGCCCCGGUCGUGGCCUCAGUAACCUGAGCCCCGGUCUUGGCCUCAGUAACCUGAGCCCCGGUCCUGGCCUCAGUAACCUGAGCCCCGGUCCUGGCCUCAGUAACCUGAGCCUGGGCCCUGGCCCCAGCAACCUGAGCCCCGGCCCUGGCCCCAGCCACUCUGCGCCUCUCCCCGAGGGGCUGCUCCAGCAGCGGUACAGAGAGGAGAAGACGCUGGAAGAGCAGCGGUGGGAGAGGCUGGAGUUCCUUCAGAGGAAGAAAGCAUUCCUGAGGCACGUGAGGAGGAGACACCGCGAUCACAUGGCCCCCUAUGCUGUUGGGAGGGAAGCCAGAAUCUCCCCGUUAGGUGACAGAGGACAGAAUCGAUUCCGAUGUGAAUGUCGAUACUGCCAGAGCCACAGGCCGAAUCUUUCUGGGAUCCCUGGGGAGAGGAACAGGGCCCCACUUCCUUCCUCCUGGGAGACGCUGGUGCAGGGCCUCAGUGGCUUGACCCUCAACCUAGGUACCAACCAGCCCGGGCCUCUGCCUGAAGCGGCGCUCCAACCGCAGGAGGCAGAGGAGAAGCGCCAGCGAGAGAGGCAGCAGGAGAGCAAGAUAAUGUUUCAGAGGCUGCUCAAGCAGUGGUUAGAGGAGAACUGAGACGCGCACCCACCUGGGAUGGAGACCCGAAGGGACUCAGACGGAGCCCGCGUGUUGGCAGCGGCCGGGCGUGGGACCGUUUUGGGGACGAAACAGCAAGCUGCGGUCGGAUGAGUGCCAGGACCCGUUUACGGGAACACGCGGGAAUCCUCCCAGCAUGACGCUUGACCGACCGCAGGAAGGUCCUCAUCUUUGGUGCCUGCCAUUCUCGGAUGGCCGCGAGGCAUCCUGUGGCAAGGGACGCUGCGUACCAGCGGUCCCCGCCGCGUCUAACCUGCCUCCCGUGAUGCAUGUUGUCGCCCUCCCACCCUGGAUCUCCGUCUCUCUUCCCUUCCUGCUGACCGUAAGAGAUCACAUGUCAGUGUAGUGUGAAUGCCUUGUCGCCGUCCUAUAUGCUUUUGCACCACUGAGUUGACUGCCUCCGAGAAGCAGCACUAGGCCUGCUGAAAUGCAGUGCGCUGCCCUGAGAUCCAGUUUCAAGAACGGGCAGCUAAACACAGUGUGGGAAAGGGAUGUGCAAUGAGAACUUGCUGGUCCGCCGCUGUACUGUUUGCGUAAACUUUUAUGUAUGUGGUAAGCUACGUGUAUAUAAAUGUCACCCUGCCCCUGACAGUCGAGCAGUAUUCUCCCUUGCAGGAAUUUCUGAUGGGGUUCCUCAUCACCAAUACCAAAUAAAUAUAUGUAGGAAUGGAAAA